Messenger RNA from Neltuma alba, 1059 nucleotides. RefSeq names its product B-cell receptor-associated protein 31-like. The record is from RefSeq and is a predicted model, not a curated record. Bases 384 to 776 code for a protein of 130 amino acids. Gene Ontology annotation, biological process: endoplasmic reticulum to Golgi vesicle-mediated transport; intracellular protein transport. Lineage: Eukaryota; Viridiplantae; Streptophyta; Magnoliopsida; Fabales; Fabaceae. Gene Ontology annotation, cellular component: endoplasmic reticulum membrane; endoplasmic reticulum. The transcript has a single exon.
UGGAAUUUGGAGUUGCCACGACUGAAAUUUUCUUCAGCAUGCCUAUUAUAUUUGAUUUUCCCCUCAAAAUUUAUGGAUUCUUUGAGUGAGAAACAUUAUAGACCUUUUGGCUAAUCCUUCUUGAUUCUUAUGACAAAUCUAACAAUAAAAUGGAUUUUUUAUGGUUAUGCACUGAAACUUCUGGAUUGUGUAGACCAUGUUAUGUGCUUUACAACUGUUUUUUUUUUUUUUAAAUUCUUUUACAAUGUAGUUUGUGGUAUACUCCAACUGAUUACCUUCGACCAGAUGGAAUUCUUGGUUCUAUAUAAUUUUUUUUUUUGGGGAUGAAUUUUUGCUACAUUCUUUGAUAUAUAUUAUUUGUUGAAAUUGAGUUUUUACACGUUAUGUAUGCAGGAUUUGUGCUUUUCCUUUCUUUGAUGAUAGAUAGGUUGCAUCAUUACAUAAGAGAGCUUCGAUUACUCAGGAAGACCAUGGAGGCUGUUAAGAAACAGAAUCGAAGUUUUGAGGAUGGUAAAAACAGCAGUUCUGAAGAGCAUAAAGCAUUGACGGCGGAAAUUGCAACACUGAAGAACAAAAUAAAGAAUCUGGAAUCUGAAUGUGAGGUUGAAGGAAGCAAGGCUAAGACUUUGGAAGCUGAAGUGGAGGCUCUGAAAAAGCAAUCUGAAGGGUUCCUCAUGGAAUAUGAUCGGCUCUUGGCAGACAAUCAGAGUCUUAGGAGUCAGUUGGAGGCGAUUGACCAGAGUUCUACUCAUCUGGAGAACAAAAAGAGCAUGUGAGGGUUCAAACUCCUAAGAAUGCAGUUUCAGUUUUGCUGCUUCUGUUAUGUUGCCAAACGUCAUGGGUUUGAAACAUAGAGCAUGAGGUCGUAGAGAGAUAUAAAUGAUAAAUGAAGAACGGAGGGAUGCUUUUGUAUCUUUAUUAAACUGGCUGUAGUUAAAAGCAGUUGAUAUACUUAUUAAUGUACAUUUAUUAAUGUACAUGUAAUUUGGCCAACUCUUAAUCCAUUUCUUGUGAUGUUUAGAUGUUUGCUAAAUGAAUGCGCGCCCUUUUGUAACUUGA